Molecule: messenger RNA, 8364 nt
Organism: Malaclemys terrapin pileata
Lineage: Eukaryota; Metazoa; Chordata; Testudines; Emydidae
Gene: TACR1
Product: tachykinin receptor 1
Exons: 5
Coding region: 285-1664 (459 amino acids)
Biological process (GO): positive regulation of flagellated sperm motility; G protein-coupled receptor signaling pathway
Cellular component (GO): plasma membrane; sperm midpiece
Molecular function (GO): substance P receptor activity
Source: RefSeq, a predicted model, not a curated record
AUGAGAAGCGAGGAGAUCUCCCGAUCUGCGCCUGGAGUCACCUUGGGCUGACAGCUGCUGCGCGGGCUGUGAUCGGUGCAGAGAAGUUUACACCGGGGUGGCUUUACUUUCUCCCCGAAAGGCUGGGGGGGGGGAAGGGGGGAGAAACAACUCCACCACCUCUCCCUGCACAUAGCUGUAGCUUGAGCAGUGACUGAUAUAGCUGUCCGGGUUCCUUUGAAGAACAAUCGAGCCACGGAGCAGGCUCCAGAGACAGAAUUCACAGAUGUGCCUCACAAUUACAGAUGUGCCACAGCUGUAGACGACUCCCCCUCGCCCCACCUAACCCAAACCUUCAUGACCAGUUGCCACCUGGCUCUAGCACUGCUGGCCGAGGAGGACUCUCCCCCACACACCGCAUUUUCUUGGAGCGGAGGAGAGAGGGGAAGAUGGAUGAUGACUUGUAUGUGGAGGAGAACAUAGACUAUCUGUUGUCCCACAACAGGUCUGCCAAUGAAUCCGAUGCCAACCAGUUCGCGCAGCCCGCUUGGCAGAUCACCCUCUGGGCUGUCGCCUACUCUCUCAUUGUGAUCGUGGCGGUGGUGGGGAAUAUCGUUGUGAUGUGGAUCAUCCUAGCCCACAAGAGGAUGAGGACGGUGACCAAUUAUUUCCUGGUGAACCUGGCUUUUGCAGAAGCCUCCAUGGCCGCCUUUAACACCGUCGUCAAUUUCACCUAUGCCAUCCACAACGAGUGGUACUAUGGGCUGGUCUACUGCAAGUUCCACAACUUCUUCCCCAUCGCCGCCGUGUUUGCCAGCAUCUACUCCAUGACGGCCAUCGCCGUGGACAGGUACAUGGCUAUUAUCCAUCCAUUGCAACCCAGAUUGUCAGCCACAGCCACCAAGGUGGUCGUCACCGUUAUUUGGUUCCUGGCUUUAUUGCUGGCGUUCCCGCAGGGUUAUUACUCGAUGACAGCAGAGCUUCCCAACAGGGUGGUGUGUCUGGUGGACUGGCCAGAGUAUGACACCAGGGCGUAUGAAAAAACGUAUCAUUUCUGCGUGACUGUGCUGAUCUACAUCCUGCCGCUCCUGGUGAUAGGAUGUGCCUACACGGUGGUUGGCAUCACUCUGUGGGCUAGCGAGAUACCCGGCGAUUCUUCUGACCGCUACCACGAGCAAGUGUCCGCCAAGCGAAAGGUGGUGAAGAUGAUGAUUGUUGUGGUGUGCACGUUUGCUGUCUGCUGGCUGCCCUACCACAUCUACUUCCUCUUGCAUUUUUUUAACCCCGAUUGGUACCAGGAGAAGUUUAUCCAGCAGGUCUACUUAGCAGUCAUGUGGCUGGCCAUGAGCUCCACCAUGUAUAACCCAAUUAUCUACUGCUGCCUCAAUGACAGAUUCCGCAUUGGCUUUAAGCACGCCUUCCGGUGGUGCCCUCUCAUCAAUGCUAGGGAAUACGAAGGGCUGGAAAUGAAGUCUGCCAGGUACCUCCAGACCCAGAGCAGCAUGUAUAAGGUCAGCCGGAUUGAGACAACUGUAUCCUCGGUCACCGGCAACACUGAGGAAGACAUUGAAGAGAGCAACAAAAUUAAGCGCCUGUCUGUGGAUAUGACAUCCAAUGGCUCCUCCCGCAGUGACUCUAAAACCGUCUCCGAAAGCUUCAGCUUCUAUUCCAACACGCUCUCCUAAGCUGCCAUCCAACUGAGCAAGGGUCAGAAAAAUAUUGCUUAUACCUACGCUCCAGGUCUCCAUUAACCAUAUAUCCAGGUGUGCCUGUAUUCACCUUUUCCUGAUGAAGAUGCUAUGCCUUGGUUGCGACAGUAGCCACCUCUCAACAGUGUGUCUGUCUGACCCAGUGUAAUUGCAUCGAUUAACAUCGACAAUAUCUUCUCUCUCUAUGGUAUCUUGCAGUCGUUUGCUGGGCUGAAUGCUUAACCGAUGCUGUUCACUGAAAGUAGAUCUUAAUUUAUGACACAGCAUUACAGAAAAAAAAAGAUGGUAGGUAUCAGAACCUGGCCUUCAGUGCUACUGUUCAUUCUCAAGCUAUGCUCCGCCAUUGAUCGGUGUCUGAAUGCAAUAUAAAUUUCCACCGGGGGGGCUUUUUCCCCCAUUUCCUUUCCCCACUAUUUUUGUUGUCAUCUCUCCUCCCUUACUUGCCAUUCACUUGUUGCUGAUUAGCAAAAUGGAGAAAUGGUAUCAAAAGAGGAAGAUAGGGCUGGUGACUUAUGAAACAACCAAUACACCUCCACCAGCUUAGCAGGCAACACUACAGCAAAGGCUGCCUCUCUUGCACAUGGUAUGUUAAACACAGAGGAUUUCAGUUCUUUUGGUGAAGGAAAGAUUGAGCUCUUGAGGUUUAUUGCUACCAUGCCUUUCUUUUUAUUCUCCACUACUCAGCUUUCUGUCAAGGUAUACUCCUCCUUCUCCCAAGGAUCCUAUCUGUAGUGUAGUCAGCAGAGUUUACUGGAUUCAAGUUAAAAUUGACCAUGUGACCUGUUCAGCUUCUUUUGCUCUUACCGCAAAAAGGUUCUAGCACAACCUUUGAUUUCCUCUGGGUCUCCUAGAUUCAACUCUUUGCAUGAUCCUAACCUCAUGAUGCAAAGACUUCAAGAUCUAGGACUACAGAACCAAGCCAGAACUUCAGGUGUUUGCUCUAGCUGGCUGGCUCUGGGGGCUUUCAGAUACACCUCAACCCAUUGGCCUCACUCUAAUUCCUACCCAAAGCUAAUUUGACACUCUAGAGCUUGGAAAUGCCUUUGUUUAAAGUUCUAUAUGGGGUUUGUGGCGUCUAUCAUCAUUAUCUGGAUAGUCCAAGAGACGUACAAUACAAAAUUCACUACUACGUUCUUCCCUUUUUAACCCAACCACCCCCAACACCCACCAAAUUAUUCUUAGUAUAUAAAGGGAAAUACAACAAGAAACAAAAUGUCUGGGUUAGCCCUAAUUGUCAGGAAAUAAAUAUAGUUUGCAAACAGGCUCUAUACCAUCAGCAGUGCACCCCUCCCCAGCCCCUCAAAACAUGCUUGGGUACUGGUCCUAUACAUGACCUGGGUUUUCCUUGGAUGUUUCCUAGUAAGUGCUGAACAGGCCUGACUAUGCUUCAUUUGGGACACGAGAGCAGUAGGAGAGUGCCAAGAGACAUCUGUCUCCAACACAUGCAAUUGGACAGUAGAGAUGGCAAAAGGCAUCUUUUGAAUGAAUGAAACCUCAUCAGUGUGCAUGUGGGGCUAUACCAGGGAUAAUGACAGAGGUAGCAGUAGAUAGUGCAUGUAGUCAGAUUAGGUUUAACAAUGCCAGCGGAAAGUAAUUUUGUAAAUAAGCAUGGAAUCAGGGCUUAAGAGGAAAGAAUAUCAUGUAUUAUCGAAUACAAAUAUCUGAUGUAACUGAAAGCUAAAAAGGAAUGUCUAACACAUUUACAAAAACAAAACCUACUAAAAAGGAAGUGAUAUACUUCUAUUGUGGAAGAUGCUUUCCAGUGUAUGCCUUGCAUUUCAACACCAUUACUGUAGGACCUCAGAGUUAUGAACUGACCAGUCAACCACACAUUUCAUUUGGAACUGCAAGUAUGCAAUCAGGCAGCAGCACAGACCAAAAAAAACCCCAACCAAACACACACACAAAAAGCAAAUACAGUAUAGUACUGUGUUAAAUGUAAACUACUAUAAUAAAGGGAAAUCAGUAUUUUCCUUCUGCACAGUAUAGUUUCAAAGCUCUAUUGCGUCAAUGUUCAGUUGUAAACUUUUGAAAGAACCACCAUAAUGUUUUGUUCAGAGUUAUGAACUUUGCAGAGUUAUGACCAACCUCCAUUCCCGAGGUGUUCAUAACUCUGAGGUUCUACUGUAGUUGCAGCUUGUAAAACUCUGAUUCGUUGUAAGAGACUGAAAUACAUUGCAGAUACCUGGGUGGGUCUAACUGUGGGGUGCCUAUCCUUUGGUGACAUCCCCUGAAAUGUAUGAAAUUAAGUCAGAGAUUAAAUUUAGGCGGUACUUUAUUAUGCAGCCUGUGAACUGACCAUAGGAAGAUACAGCUGUUAAAUAAAUCCCAAUCCCAAACUGUUUUUAUAGAUGGUAGAAAUACCUUUAUUUAAUUUAAAUAAGGAUACCAGUAGUAAGUUCACAGAUUUCUCCAAUGGUUAUUGCUAGGUAGAACUGGCAAAAGCCAGGAUAUACUUUUUUAGUCUACAUUCUGCUAAGUACUGCCUCUGGAAAACAGCUCUUCUGGAUAUCAUAUCAGCCUGCCAUUCUUUAUUGUGAUGACCCUAUAAGGUUAUAGGGUGCCACACUUCAUGUAUAGACUUGCUACAGUACCACCUCCCAUAUACUAUCAAUGUCUCCUUUCAUCCAAGGCCUGCGUGAGACGAUCUCUCAUGCUUCCUGUCUCGUGGGACAAGAUCUCACACUCGUUUUCCUGCUACCGCCGCCUUAUUCUUCAAAUAAUUUUCUAGUAGCUUGCAUGAUGUGGGAAAAAAGGAAGGGUCACAGAUGGAUUUUGGAGGAGAGGAUUUUUUUUUUUUUUUACAUGCAGACUUCAGACCCACUGCUUGAAGCCUGACCCUAUAUUUACACUACUUGGUAUCACGCUGUCGUACAACAUUCAAGUACCCAAUGCACAGCAUGAGCCCGGUAAACUGAAAUACUUUAGUGGGAUAGUAACAACGUAGUUUAUGUUGCAAGCCAUGAGUUUUUGCUCUGACAAAGUUCUGUGGAAUUUAUCUGAUUGGAGGUUUUUAAAUGGAUGUUUGAUAAUACCCGUUUUUUGCAAAAUUUAUCAGCGCUGCACUGCAUUAAGAAUGUGCUGUAAAAGCAGGAGUGCAUUUUUAUGCCAGUUCAGAGCGAAAUGCUGGUUGACUUAUUCAGACAAGCAGUCCCAAAAGAAAUGUUAAAUCCAAGUAAAACCAAAUGAUUCAAAGUAAAGCUCUACAUGAGUACAUACAUGAGUAAGGCAAGCAAGGUUUGGCUUAUACUCCCAGCAUUAUAUACACAAAAUUUGUGCUGGACCGGUAGCUACAGGUUGACCUUAAAAAAAAAAAAAAAAACCACACACACCUAACCACCCUACAUUCCUCCAUACUUACAAGGCACACAAGGAGAACAAGAAUUAUUGGUUUCUUUUAUCAGUGGCCUACUUCUAGUAAGUUUACAACCACCACAAUAUGUUAAAGAUGGGAGAGCCCUAAGGACAUGUAUAGGGUUAAUGAAGUCCCCAUAAUUCACAGUAUAAGAUACUUCUUGUUCAUACUGUACAACUUCACAAGCAACUCCGUUCAUACUUAAGUGUUUUUACUUGAAGUAAUAAUGCAGUGAGAAAGUAGUAAAUAAUGUUACAGUUUUUGUGACGAAAUUAAAAAUGAUGGAACACACAAUCAUCAAAAUACGUAUGCUGUAACUGUUUACAAAGAGUUUUGACUGGUUUACAAGGUUAGGUCAUGGGGUCACUCUUAUUAACGUGUGUGUAAACUAUACCCAUAGGUGCAGGGUCAGAAUAUUAAAAUGAGGCAUCCUGCAGCAUCCAACUGAUCAUUUGAAAAAUGGUUUUAUCUGUCUCUUGAAAUAAAGUGGGCCAGAUGCUUAAGUGCUGUAAAUGGGUAUAAUGCCAAUUACUUCAAUGGAGCCUCAAGCAUUUAGACCAGCUCAGGAUUUGGCCCAAUGACUAGGACAUUUCCAAAGACUAAGCCACCAAUGGUAUUUAUUUCUAUUCAGUGGGGACUGGGUUAGUAAAAACCAAAAUGUUCAGUAUAAAAUGGGCAUAGUUAAAAGCUAAAGGGAGUCCAGAGCCAAACUUUCCCCAAAAAUGGAAGGUUAUUUCCAUUAGGGGGUUGGCCUCAGCCUGUUGUAGAGACACUAUAGAAUUAGGAUCUGGAGUUCGCCUUUUGGUUCAGGUCCACAUCUAUUAGAAAUAGGAUGUAUGUACAUGUAUGCAACAAGUUACCUAGCUCAGAGGACCCUCUUGUGCAAUAAGAUAGGGAUAUUGGCAUGUAAAUCUUCUACGCUGAUUGAAGAGCUCAUGAAAGAGACAUGGGGAACCUCCUCCGCCCCCCUGCAAAUACACUGUGAGUCUCAAUACUAUUAUACCUUUCCUUUCAAAUAGUGUAACUGUAGUGCAGAGUCCUUGGGCUUUAUCUGUUUCAGGUUUACUUUCGCUUCUUUUAUCAGAAAUCCAAUUCCAAAGCAUGGUGAUUUCUUUCCGGGCUUUCUGCAAGCUGAAUAAUAAUAUUCUGAGAUAGUCACAUAGGAGAUCUAUUCCUCCCUUGUUACCCAUACAUAUUACUCCCACCAACAUUAAUGGGAGCUGCAUGUUCUCUUCUGGGACAGCGAAGAGAUGCACGAGUACAAUAAACAGCAGUAUAUUUACUAAUUAAGCACGCUACACACUGGAGUGUCAGGACAAAUACAGCUUUUUCUAAUUUAUUCAAAAUCUAAGGCUGUCAAGCAGACUUGACUCCAAAACACCUCAAACCACCCCAAAACAUUGGGAAGGGGAGGGGAUUUCUGCAAACCAAACCUAGGUUUUCAAGCAACCCCUAUAUUUUUGUAGAGGAACCAAACCAAAAUACGGUGUCUGAACACCCCAAAACUGAAAUCAGCAUCUAAAAUAUUUUCUUUUGGGAACAGGUAUAAUGAGUCCCAUCCCUGUAAGGGCUGGCGUAUGGUAUCCAGUUGUGCAUCUGAUGACAGACUGGUGCUGAAAAUUGGUAGCACUUGUACCUUGAACCUGGUUCCCCCGUCUUGCCUGGGCCCUAAAAUAGAUAAGUACAAUAGGCCAGAUUCGUGGAGUUCAGGGGCUGGUCUUCACAGCCAGUCCUCACACACAGAGGCCCAACAAGAUGACAUACUAAUCACAAUGCCAAAGUGAAGCAAAGUCACAACCUCAUGAUAUAAGGACGUCAUUUCAGAGCGUCAAAACCAAUGUCUGCAGAACCACUCCGGAACACGGUGCAUUUGCUUUAGCUGGCUGUCUCUGGUGGCUUCAGAUAGGCCAAUGGACUGACCCUUAACUGGAGUUCCCACACAAAGCUGAUUAGAUCUUUUAGCCCCGACUGUGGGCUGUACCAACUCACUAACACAUUCUUCCCUAUGUAUCCCCAGACACUUGCCACGUUAUUGUCAGUAAUCAACACACAUACAGCAAGAAGAAAAUUAUUAGCUCUGUUUUAUUUGCCACAGUCUAAAAUAAGUUUGCAGAGAGGGGAAAUGGGGUAGCUCAAGUGAUAGGUGUAACCCAAACUGCCUUCACUUGUGGUCCAUGCAAGAGAAAUGCACUUAGCCAGAGAUCAUCCUGUCCAGUGCACAGAGCUAUCAUGGUCUUCCAACUACCAUUACCAGCCACACAAUGAUCCAAAACCAGCUGCUUGGCUCAUCUUGAGGCAUUAGAGUUUCUACCAUGCUGUCCCAACAGGUCCCAUUCCUGUAUGGAAGAGGAGUGUCUGCAGUCUGCUACAUUUAUGCAACAUAGGUGAAGCCACUAGCUCUUGGCAAACUGCCCGCAAGGCUCUGAGCUGGGAAAGCACAGUUGCCUCUUAGCUAGAGUAAUCUUGCAGGAUUUUAUAACCACAGUGGGCUUCAUGGACCUAUUCUACAAGAUUCAAUCUUCUUCCUGUCAUUAGAGAGAGGCCUCCAUACUCAAAUCUUUUAAUGUCAUGUUCAUGAUUUCCCCGCCCCACACCUUAUAUAAAGAGUGUCACAGUCCAAGACUCAAAAGAUUUAUCACCUUGUCAGUCGGUUCACAAAAUCCACAGACCAGUAUUUUAAACUAUCUGAAAUGGUUUGCACACAGAUGGCUGAAUCACAGUAAAACCUCUAGAUUGAGCUUCAUGAUGCCCUGGAGAAGGGGGUUAUAAAUCUGAACAACAGCUGGAGAAAGGUAAAAGAUCAUACCUGGCUUUCCCUGAGAGACUGGGGUUUUGUUUUUUUUGCCUUCCUCUGAAGUGUGGGGCAUGGGUCACUUGCUGGUUUGAACUAGAGUAAAUGGUGCAUUCUCUGUAAUUUGAAGUCUUUAAAUCAAGAUUUGAGGACUUCAGUAACUCAGCCAGAGGUUAUGGGCCUAUUACAGGAGUGGGUGGGUGUUGUUCUGUGGCCUGCAAUGGGUAAGAGGUCAGACUAGAUGAUCAUGAUACACUAUCGCCUUUAAGGCCAGAAUGAAACUGAGUCUAAGCUUUCAGCCCUGGACAAAGUGAUUCUAAUUCUGUGCAAUAUGAUACAUUCAGAAAAAAAAAAAAAAUCACAGUGCGAUGUACCAAUGGCUUGUGAUGUUCAAUUCAUGGUCCAGCUAAUGAUUACAGUAUUGUAUGACGUGCAUUCUGUGGUAAUGUCUAUGUAAAACAAAAAAAAUGUUGAUUUUGUUUACUGUUAAGUCAAAACAUAUUUUCAUAAAUAAAUGUUUAUUUCGUGAG